GGCAAUAAAAGCUUCUUCAACGCGGUGUGUUUUUUGAUUUCUUAGGAUCCAGGAAAAGGAGGAAAUUAAUUAAUUAGAGAAGCCAAAGGAAAGAAGAAGAACAAUAUAACAGCGCCCAGCCAUGCCCUUAGAAGGGGUUUUCAUUGAACCCUCUACUUCUAGUCACCAUUCAAACCCAGAUCUCUCUCUCCACAUUAGCUCUCCCAACGCCGCCGCCUCCUCCUCCCCGCCGCCGCCCUCCUCCACCGGGUUCGACCUCUCGGCGUCCCACCGGCCAUCACCCGCGUCGUCGUACCUGGAGCUCUCCUUGGCCGCGACGACGACCGCGGGUGAUAGCAGCAGCCGUUUCUUGAGAACCGGCGGCGGCGGCACGGGGAGGGAAUAUCAUCAACUCCACCAACAAAGCAGCUGCCUUCUUCCCCACCAGAGUUAUCCUUAUUACCACCAAAACCAUGGCGGCUUUCUAAAGAGUAUUAGUAGUAGUAGUACGAAUGGGAGCUGCGGCGGAGGCGGCGGCGGGGGUAUGAGCAACAUAAAUCAUGGGGUUUCGCUGUUGGACGUAUCCGACGGUCUGAGGCCCAUCAAGGGCAUCCCGGUGUACCAUCAGAACCGUCCGUUUCCGUUCCUGCCGGCGGUGGGGGAGACCAAUAAGGAUCCGGCGACGGCGGCCAAGAUGUGCGGCUUCUACCCAAUGCCGCCGCCGCCGCCGCCUUCCUCCGCUCCUCCCCCCUCCUCCCCGUAUUUCAAUGGCUUGGAUCAUCUGUCCUCCCCAUCCCCGUCCGGUUACCGGAGAUUCAACGGCUUCUCCUCCUCCCCUGCUUACCCCCCGAUCAGCCCGCAGCAGUACGGAAUAGGGGGAGGGGGAGCUCCACCCCACCACCACCACCACCACGACGGCCCCUCCCCGGCGGCGGCGGCACACGGGAUAAUGAUGAGAUCGAGAUUCCUCCCGAAGCUCCCGGCGAAACGGAGCAUGCGGGCCCCGAGAAUGAGGUGGACCAGCACCCUCCACGCCCGCUUCGUCCACGCCGUCGAGCUCCUCGGUGGCCAUGAAAGGGCAACUCCAAAAUCAGUACUAGAGCUCAUGGAUGUGAAAGAUCUCACACUUGCUCAUGUCAAGAGCCAUCUACAGAUGUAUCGAACUGUUAAAACCACUGACAAACCUGCGGUUUCCUCAGGGCAAUCCGAUGGGUCCGGCGAUGACGACUUGACCGUGCUCGGCAGCACCGGCGGCAGUGGCGGCGGCGGUUUUCGUCUCACCGACCAAAGAGGUCCUCCGGAUGGGUCUUUGCAACAAGAGCCGGAUUUCACCUCCACCGCGGCAGCUAGCCUGUGGAGUAACUCUUCAAGCAGCAGAGAAGGAUGGUUGCAGACAAGCAAUUCCCAUGAGGGGAGUGGCCUUAUCAGAUCAUCUUCUUCCUCAUUUCAUCACCAGCAAAGAUGUGGUCAUCCCAUUGAAGACUGUGAAAAGAAUCCCAUCCUGGAGUUCACAUUAGGCAGACCAGAUUGGGUACAAAAGGAGCGUGACUAGAAUUGAAUUCAAUCAACUAAUUUCAUAUAU
This is a messenger RNA of Cuscuta campestris, 1561 nucleotides long. NCBI's taxonomy places the organism in Eukaryota, Viridiplantae, Streptophyta, Magnoliopsida, Solanales, Convolvulaceae. The record is from the annotation of a GenBank genome assembly.